Molecule: messenger RNA, 1482 nt
Organism: Eimeria maxima
Lineage: Eukaryota; Apicomplexa; Conoidasida; Eucoccidiorida; Eimeriidae
Product: acylglycerol lipase, putative
Exons: 4
Coding region: 1-1482 (493 amino acids)
Cellular component (GO): membrane
Molecular function (GO): lipase activity
Source: RefSeq, a predicted model, not a curated record
AUGGCAGAGGUAGCGAAUUCCCCUCCCACAGGGCCUCCAGCGCGCCAAACGGCUCCUACGGAAAAAGGCCCUCCUGGACCCACAUUGAUUGAGUUAGACCCUUCUCUUGUGCUUGUUUCUGGGCACAACGGCGCGCAAGAUGGGGGUACCUCAUCUGCCGCCGCAGCACCCCAUGCAGCAGCAGCAGCAGCUGCUGCUGCUGCUGCAACGACAGCAGCAACGGGAGCAACUACUGAAGUACGCGUCACUGAGGCUCGCCGGAGCUCCGCAGCAGCUCGCAUGCCUUAUGAUAGGCCGCGGAGCCGAAAGUUGAACCGAACUUCCAGCAAUCAAUGCUACGUAGACAUGGCUGGCUGGCUAGAGGCAUUUCCGCACAUGACAUUUGAAGACUUGGGACCUGGAUUCAGCGCAGACAGCUUUACAAAUAGCCAAGGUCUUAAAAUCGCAACUUAUGCAUGGAGGCAGCAGGCGCAGCAGCAGCAACCUGUCGCCGCAGUUGUGCUCUUUCACUCGUACACCUCCUACGCUCUGUUCGAUUUCCUCCGUCACCAGCCCCCAAUCAGUAGCAGUAGCAGCAACCAGGCUCCGCAACAGCUUCAGGAAGAGCCAGACUGGGUGCCCAAAUUUCCUGGGAGUUGGGUUGAAGGGCUGUACCGCCUGGGGAUGAAUGUGUAUGCAAUGGACCACCAGUCUCACGGCCGUUCAGAAGGGUGGCAUCAGUGGAGAUGUAUUGUGUCGAAAUUCGAUUAUUUUGUGGACGACGCACUUCAAUUUCUGAAGGAGGUGGUCAGCAAGGACCCGAGCUUGCCUGCUGAUGCGCCAAUAAUUCUUUUGGGCUAUUCUAUGGGGGGAAACGUCGUCAUACAAACCCUAGGGAGAAUAUACAGCGGCGAUAGAGAACUCGCUCUCAGAAAAAGAGUCAAUCAGGCCGUUCUUCUGGCGCCCCUCAUACGAAUAAAACUCGACUGGGCUACUCAGGUCAUGGUACGCAUCAACAGGUCCCUCAUUUCUUGUUGGCUGCCGAACUUGAGGUUUUCAAGGGCAGACAACAGCGGAGAUUGUCCAUUUCUAGGCUGGUGGUACAGCAGAGACCCAUUUACGUAUUCAGGAAGGACGAAGUCAAGGAUGGUGGCUGCUUUGUUCGACGCAUCACGAAAACUUCCUCGAAUUUUGAGCUGUUUUCCGCCUGAGCUAAAGCUGCUCUGUCUGCAGGGCACCCACGACCAAACUGUAGACUUUCACUCUCCCCUCAAGUUGUAUGAAACGCCUGUUAAACUUGAUCUCCUUUACUUGUGCGGAUGGAGUCAUUAUGUGCCGAAACACUCUGGUGCAGACCGCCUCAUUGGACUCGUCACCGCCUGGCUGUUGAAAGCGCUUGCAGCCAAAGCUCAACAUCUCGGAUCUCCACGGCAGAAGUCUUUGGCGAAUGAAGCGAAUGGCAAAAGGACAGAAGAAGACGUGGGGAUGCCACGUUUGACAUAA